Helianthus annuus (common sunflower) is the source of this 753-nucleotide messenger RNA. RefSeq lists its product as uncharacterized. The coding region runs from base 1 to 753 and encodes 250 amino acids. Lineage: Eukaryota; Viridiplantae; Streptophyta; Magnoliopsida; Asterales; Asteraceae. The record is from RefSeq and is a predicted model, not a curated record. The transcript is spliced from 2 exons.
AUGGUUGUGGGUGAAGGUUCAAAUGCUCCGGUAAAAGAAACGAAUCCUGGUUCUGGUGAUGCGAAGAAAAAUAACGUGGCAAAGGCCCUUUUGUUUCAAUCGAUACCGGAGGAAAAAAUUUUACAAAUCGGUAAUUUGAAGCCAGCAAAGGAGAUGUGGGAAGACAUCCAGUCAAGAAAUCUCGGUGCGGAACGUGUGAAAGAAGCAAGACUUCAAACCUUAAUAACUGAAUUUGAUGGUUUGAAGAUGAGGGAUACUGGAACGAUUGAUGAGUAUGCCUCAAAGUUGUCGUCUAUUGCUUCUAAGGCGGCCACACUAGGAGAAACGAUUGAAGAACGAAAAAUGGUCAAGAAAGUCCUUACUAGUCUGCCAAGGCGUUUUAUUCACAUUGUGGCCUCGCUUGAACAAGUUUUGGACUUGAAAACGGUCGGGUAUGAAGAUGUGGUUGGUAGACUAAAAGCUUAUGAAGAGAGGAUCCAAGAAGAAGAUAACACACACGACAAUUCGGGUAAGUUAAUGUUUUCUAAAUCUGAAUCUUCUUCUAGCCGUGGACGUGAUUCUAGUAGGGGUCGAGGUCGAGGAUCUCACUCAUCGCGAGGGCGUGGCCGUGGUCAGGAUAACACCCAAAACUGUGGUAAAAAAGAAGAAUAUAAGACCGAGACAACGGAAAGCAAAAGGAUAAAAAGCGUGAUUUAUCAGGAACAAAGUGUUACCGAUGUGACAAAUAUGGACACUUUGUUUCAACAUGUCUAG